Pteronotus mesoamericanus is the source of this 1789-nucleotide messenger RNA. RefSeq names its product heparanase 2 (inactive) (gene HPSE2). Gene Ontology annotation, molecular function: hydrolase activity, acting on glycosyl bonds. The coding region runs from base 1 to 1779 and encodes 592 amino acids. Gene Ontology annotation, cellular component: membrane; extracellular matrix. The transcript is spliced from 12 exons. The record is from RefSeq and is a predicted model, not a curated record. NCBI's taxonomy places the organism in Eukaryota, Metazoa, Chordata, Mammalia, Chiroptera, Mormoopidae. Gene Ontology annotation, biological process: extracellular matrix organization.
AUGAGGGUGCUCUGUGCCUUCCCUGAAGCCAUGCCCUCCAGCAACUCCCGCCCCCCCUCGUGCCUAGCCCCGGUGGCUCUCUUCUUGGCUCUGUUGCUCCAUCUCUUCCUUUCCUCCCAAGCUGGAGACAGGAGACCCUUGCCUGUAGACAGAGCUCCAGGUUUGAAGGAAAAGACUCUGAUUCUACUUGAUGUGAGCACCAAGAACCCAAUCAAGACAGUCAAUGAGAACUUCCUCUCUCUGCAGCUGGAUCCGUCCAUCAUUCAUGAUGGCUGGCUCGAUUUCUUAAGCUCCAAGCGUCUGGUGACCUUGGCCCGGGGACUUUCGCCCGCCUUUCUGCGCUUUGGGGGCAAACGGACUGAUUUCCUGCAGUUCCAGAACCUGAGGAACCCGGCGAAAAGCCGCGGGGGGCCCGGCCCGGAUUACUAUCUCAAAAACUACGAGGAUGACAUUGUUCGAAGUGAUGUUGCCUUAGAUAAACAGAAAGGCUGCAAGAUUGCCCAGCACCCUGAUAUUAUGCUGGAGCUCCAGCGGGAGAAGGCAGCUCAGAUGCAUCUGGUUCUUCUAAAGGAACAGUUCUCCAAUACUUACAGUAAUCUCAUAUUAACAGCCAGGUCUCUAGACAAACUUUAUAACUUUGCUGAUUGCUCUGGACUCCACCUGAUAUUUGCUCUAAAUGCACUGCGUCGUAAUCCCAAUAACUCCUGGAACAGUUCUAGUGCCUUGAGUCUGUUGAAGUACAGUGCCAGCAAAAAGUACAACAUUUCUUGGGAACUUGGUAAUGAGCCAAAUAACUAUCGGACCAUGCAUGGCCGGGCAGUAAAUGGCAGCCAGUUGGGAAAGGAUUACAUCCAGCUGAAGCGGCUAUUGCAGCCCAUCCGGAUUUACUCCAGAGCCAGCUUAUAUGGCCCUAAUAUUGGGCGGCCCAGGAAGAAUGUCAUCGCCCUCCUAGAUGGAUUCAUGAAGGUGGCAGGAAGCACAGUGGAUGCAGUUACCUGGCAACAUUGCUACAUUGAUGGCCGGGUGGUCAAGGUGAUGGACUUCCUGAAAACUCGCCUGUUAGAUACACUCUCUGACCAGAUUAGGAAAAUUCAGAAAGUGGUUAAUACAUACACCCCAGGAAAGAAGAUUUGGCUUGAAGGUGUGGUAACCACCUCAGCUGGAGGCACAAACAACCUCUCAGAUUCCUACGCUGCAGGAUUCCUAUGGUUGAACACUUUAGGAAUGCUGGCCAAUCAGGGCAUUGAUGUUGUGAUACGCCACUCAUUUUUUGACCAUGGAUACAAUCACCUCGUGGACCAGAAUUUUAACCCAUUACCAGACUACUGGCUGUCUCUCCUGUACAAGCGCUUGAUCGGCCCCAAGGUCUUGGCCGUGCACGUGGCUGGGCUCCAAAGGAAGCCGCGGCCAGGCCGAGUGAUCCGGGACAAACUGAGAAUUUAUGCUCACUGCACAAACCACCACAACCACAACUAUGUUCGGGGGUCCAUCACACUUUUUAUCAUCAACCUGCACAGAUCAAGAAAGAAAAUCAAACUGGCUGGGACUCUCAGGGACAAGCUUGUGCACCAGUACCUGCUGCAGCCCUACGGACAGGAGGGCCUGAAGUCCAGGUCAGUGCAGCUGAACGGCCAGCCCUUGGUGAUGGUGGACGAUGGGACCCUCCCUGAAUUGAAGCCCCGCCCCCUGCGGGCCGGCAGGACAUUGGUCAUCCCUCCAGUCACCAUGGGCUUUUAUGUGGUCAAGAAUGUCAACGCUUUGGCCUGCCGCUACCGAUAAACCGCCCUCA